Messenger RNA from Paramecium sonneborni, 917 nucleotides. The record is from the annotation of a GenBank genome assembly. Lineage: Eukaryota; Ciliophora; Oligohymenophorea; Peniculida; Parameciidae.
AUGAGUUAAAAUAGUUUUGUAUUUGUAAAUACUAAAGAAGAAAUUGCUUAAAAGAGAGUCAAAUCUCUAAAAUUCUAACUAAAGGCACUAAAUUAAAAGAAUAAUGUUCUGCAAUAAAAAAUAAAGAGCGUUAAUAGAGUCAAUUUAGACAAUACUAAAUCACCAGUGUCUUAAUUAUAAGAGAAUUUACAUUUUGAUAGAAGAUAAGUAAUUGAACUCUUCAAACCAAUAAUUGCAAAAGAGGCAAUCUACAUAAGAAAUGAGAGAUACAAGAAAGAAAAUUCGAUGAUAUAAUCGAAGAUGAAUGAGAUUUAACAGAAAAAAAUAAAGGUUAGAUAAAUUGAAUAAUUCGAUGCUGACGCAAUCAGAAGAGUGGCAGAGUUUAAAGAGAAAAGAGUUACUGAAAUUCGAUAAAGAAAUGUUAAGGAAAUGGAAAUGAAUAGAUUAUCAGUUUAAAGAAAGCUCGAGAAUGUAUAAGUCUUAGAGAAUGAAGAAAAGGAAUUAAUGAAUAUGAUCUAAUUGUAUUAUUAAUUCAUUAACUUAGAGCUAAACUAAAUAGCACAUAAUUAUAAUAGAGAUACAACAGAGCUAUAACAUCAUCUGAAGAUAGUUCGGUACUGCCACAUAUCAGAAAUUUCAGUUAUAAUUAGAGAUUUGAGUCACCAUUUAAGAAUCAAACACCGAAUCAUUUUUCACAAUAAUUUUUGGAUGAUUGUUGCUCGAGUCAAAAGAAGCAGUCUCAAUUCUUUCCUAACAGAAGAAAAUCAAAAUCAACUAAUAAAUUAAUAAACUCUAACAUUAAUGAGUUUAAUGAUACUCCUUAAUGGAAAAUUGACUUUAAGCAGUAUGGUAAUAUAGACAAUAAGGAAAACUUAGAGAUUAAGAGAGAUUCUUAAAGAUCAUCAACUUAAUUGUGA